This is a messenger RNA of Prosopis cineraria, 973 nucleotides long. RefSeq names its product thaumatin-like protein. Gene Ontology annotation, biological process: defense response. NCBI's taxonomy places the organism in Eukaryota, Viridiplantae, Streptophyta, Magnoliopsida, Fabales, Fabaceae. Gene Ontology annotation, cellular component: extracellular region. The transcript has 2 exons. The coding region runs from base 104 to 835 and encodes 243 amino acids. The record is from RefSeq and is a predicted model, not a curated record.
CCACCCUUCUCUCUUCUACUCGAGAGAGGCUCACUCACCAACACCAUUCAGAUCAGAGGCACAGCAUCCCCAUUCUUCGGCGCGCUCUCUCUCUCUAGCCACAAUGCUCACACUCCUCCUCUCUCUCCUCCUCAUUUCCUCCUUCCCAGUUCUUGAGGUUUCAGCGUCUUCAGUUAUACUGUACAACAAGUGUUCGCACCCUGUUUGGCCGGGAAUACAACCCAGCGCCGGCAAGCCCCUUUUGGCUCGAGGAGGCUUCAAACUCCCGCCAAACAAGGCCUACGCUCUUAAUCUUCCCCCUCUCUGGUCCGGCCGCUUCUGGGGCCGUCACGGCUGUGCCUUCGACGCCUCCGGCCGCGGUCGCUGCGCCACCGGGGACUGCGGCGGCUCACUUUUCUGCAACGGCAUCGGCGGCACCCCUCCGGCCACCCUUGCGGAGUUCACCCUGGGCAACGACCAAGACUUCUACGACGUCAGCCUCGUCGACGGCUACAACCUGCCUAUCUCCAUCAAGCCGUACAAGGGAUCUGGGAAAUGCAGCUACGCUGGUUGCGUCAGCGACCUGAAUCUGAUGUGUCCGGUAGGGCUUCAGGUGAGGUCUCACGACAAGAGUGUGGUGGCCUGCAAGAGCGCGUGCUCCGCCUUCAACUCGCCGAGAUAUUGCUGUACAGGAAACUAUGGAACCCCGCAGGCCUGCAAGCCGACGGCGUAUUCGAGGAUCUUCAAGACGGCGUGCCCUAAGGCUUACUCUUACGCCUAUGAUGACCCCACCAGCAUCGCCACUUGCACAAAAGCUAACUAUCUGGUCACUUUCUGCCCUCGCCGUCGCCGUUGAUCUGUAUUUGAAUCUCUGGAAUGUAAUACGAGUUGUUUAGGUCUAAUGCGUGGUGAAAUGAGUUUGGUUUAGUGUACUGUGAUAGCAGCAACUGAGAUUAUAAUUAAUUUUUAUGUCCUUUGUGCUUUGAUUGCUUCA